Messenger RNA from Trematosphaeria pertusa, 1692 nucleotides. Its product is annotated as HET-domain-containing protein. The record is from RefSeq and is a predicted model, not a curated record. The transcript is spliced from 3 exons. NCBI's taxonomy places the organism in Eukaryota, Fungi, Ascomycota, Dothideomycetes, Pleosporales, Trematosphaeriaceae. Bases 1 to 1692 code for a protein of 563 amino acids.
AUGCGGCUCAUCAACACUAGCACUGGCCAGUUUGAGGAAUUCAUCGGCCGAAACAUACCUAAAUAUGCCAUCCUCUCGCACACGUGGGAAGGCGGAGAGGUCAGCCUGAAGGAUGUGGAGAACGGUAUACACCAGAACAAGGAAGGAUGGAAAAAGAUUGCAAAGACCUGUGAACUGGCUGCUCGAGAUGGGCUGGGGUAUGCCUGGGUAGACACUUGCUGCAUCGACAAGUCUAGUAGUGCCGAGCUCACGGAGGCCAUCAAUUCCAUGUACCGCUGGUAUCAGCGAGCUGAGGUCUGCUACGCCUUCCUCUCGGAUCUACCGGCGUCCAGACAUUUGGAUGACACGUUGAGGAACUGCCGCUGGUUCACGCGAGGCUGGACGUUACAAGAACUGAUAGCGCCCGAGCACGUCCUUUUCUUCGACCAGGAGUGGAAUAACAGAGGGUCCAAGAGAGCUCUAGCGGAACAGCUCUCCUGCAUAACCGAAAUCGGCGUGUUAGUAUUGCGGGGCCAAUAUCCGCUCCACAUGAUAGCAGUAGCCCAGAAGAUGUCCUGGGCGUCGUUUAGAGAAACUACCCGGACCGAAGACACAGCAUAUUGUCUGCUGGGCAUAUUCGACGUUAAUAUGCCCUUGCUGUAUGGCGAGGAAGAGAAUGCUUUCCGAAGAUUGCAAGAAGAGAUCAUCAAAUCUACCGCUGACUUAAGCAUAUUUGCAUGGACUCUUCCAUUUCCAAUAUCCGAGCGCCGCACUCUCUGCGUCAUGCUGGCGGAGAGCCCCGCUGCCUUCUCCAAGUGCGGAUCACUCGCCCAACUUCCGUUGCCUGACCGGACUGAGUUUUCGAUCUCGAACACCGGAGUCAAGACGCGCGCGCAAGUGCUGUGGCAGAGCAUUCCGGGGAAGAAGACAUAUAGUUACGUCUUACCACUCGACUGCGUCAGCCCGGCUGGAGAGGCCCUGGGAGUGCGACUAAGAAAAGUUGGCCCAGACCAGUUCCUCCGAGAAGACACUUGCACACUAGUUAAAUGCGAAAAUGGUAGCUCAAACCCGCCCAGGGAGAUAUAUCUGCUCACAAGGCCUUUGCAGCCACUUUUCGAUCAAAGUCUUCGCAAUAUACCCGCGAACUUGCUCAUUCCGUGGACGCGGACGCACGCGCUUCAGAUCGAGCUGCUUCUCGAAAUGCACAUCUAUGAUGCGUGGCCAUGGGGACGGUUCGACAAUGAAGAUCAAGUCUUCUUCGUGACCGGAAAUCGCCAAUCGGACUCCUGCAUUCUGAGGCUUAACGGAGUAUUCAACUUUCCCUUCGAUGAGUACUACGUGGGAUGCUCGUUUGACUGUAUGCUCUACGCCGUCGGAUGGGCGAAUGCGACCCCCGGGCACUUGCAAUGCAGUCUCUUUGAGUACCGUCCGUAUGCCGAGCGAGUGAACGAGCUCAAAUCCAGGAUUUCAGACUGGGACCACGACAGCGCACAUGUCCUGGGCUUAUUGGCUUAUCAUCAGGUCCCAAAGUCGGCUGGGGUCGCCAAGAAGAUACCAGGGUCGUCGAAGAGCGCCCUCUUGUCGUUCACGCCACGUUUGGUGAGCGACCCGACCAUCUGUCACAAAGACUUUUGGAGAAUUGAAUUCUCCUGCAGAGUCUACGAGACUGCAGAACUUCCUCUUAUCGAUCAAGGAGAAUGGACUGUUGAAUAG